Messenger RNA from Ornithorhynchus anatinus (platypus), 2127 nucleotides. It is a transcript of the gene RAPSN, whose product is annotated as receptor associated protein of the synapse. Gene Ontology annotation, cellular component: synapse. Gene Ontology annotation, biological process: chemical synaptic transmission. The transcript is spliced from 9 exons. Lineage: Eukaryota; Metazoa; Chordata; Mammalia; Monotremata; Ornithorhynchidae. Gene Ontology annotation, molecular function: acetylcholine receptor binding; protein-membrane adaptor activity. Bases 250 to 1584 code for a protein of 444 amino acids. The record is from RefSeq and is a predicted model, not a curated record.
AGGUGGAGGCUGCGGGCGGCUUCGUUCCCAGGGGUAUCCGGCUCCGUCGGCCCGGGCCCUCUCGUCUCUGUUUCCUACGGCCCGGUGGGGAGCCCACGCCCCUCGGCCGGUCAUCCUAGUGCCUCGGGCAGGGACAGCCCGUCGACCCCACCCCGGGCCUCCGAUGGCCCCGACCCUCUUUCUCCCCGGCCCUGCUUCUCUGUAAGGACUGCGCUCCUCCCCCUGCGGCUCCACAUUGGCGGGCAGACGAUGGGGCAGGAUCAGACCAAGCAGCAGAUCGAGAAAGGGCUUCAGUUGUACCAGUCGAACCAGACGGAGAAGGCGUUGCAGGUUUGGACGAAGGUGUUGGAGAAGAGCACGGACCCCUUGGGCAGAUUCCGGGUGCUGGGCUGCCUGGUCACGGCCCACUCGGAGAUGGGGCGCUACAAAGAGAUGCUGAAGUUCGCAGUGGUCCAGAUCGACACGGCCCGGGAGCUGGAGGACCCCGACUACCUCACGGAGAGUUACCUGAACCUGGCGCGCAGCAACGAGAAGCUCUGCGAGUUCCAGAAGACCAUCUCCUACUGCAAGACCUGCCUCAACAUGCAGGGCCCGCGGGCGAGCCUGCCGCUCAACGGGCAGGUCAGUCUCAGCAUGGGCAAUGCCUACCUGGGCCUCAGCCUCUUUCAGAAGGCCCUGGAGUGCUUCGAGAAGGCCCUGCGCUACGCCCACAACAACGACGACAAGAUGCUGGAGUGCCGGGUCUGCUGCAGCCUGGGCAACUUCUACUCUCAGGUCAAGGACUACGAGAAGGCCCUGUUCUUCCCCUGCAAAGCCGCCGAGCUGGUGAACGACUACGGCGCGGGGUGGAGCCUCAAGUAUCGGGCCAUGAGCCAGUACCACAUGGCGGUGGCCUAUCGCAAGUUGGGGCACCUGGGCGAUGCCAUGGAGUGCUGUGAGGAGUCCAUGAAGAUCGCCCUCCAGCACGGGGACCGGCCCCUCCAAGCUCUCUGUCUGCUCUGCUUCGCCGACAUCCACCGCAGCCGUCGGGAUCUGGAGACGGCCUUCCCCCGCUACGACUCCUCCAUGAGCAUCAUGACUGAGAUCGGGAAUCGCCUGGGGCAGGUGCAGGUGCUGCUAGGGAUGGCCAAGUGCUGGGUGACCCAGAAAGACCCGGAGAAGGCUCUGGAUGCCAUCGAGAAGGCCCAGGAUCUAGCCGAAGGGCUGGGGAACAAGCUGAGCCAGCUGAAGCUGCACUGCCUGAGCGAGGGCAUCUACCGCAGCAAAGGGCAGCAGCGGGAGCUGCGGGCUCACGUGGUCCGUUUCCACGAGUGCGUGGAAGAGACGGAGCUGUACUGCGGGCUGUGCGGGGAAUCCAUCGGGGAGAGGAACAGCCGGCUGCAGGCUCUGCCCUGCUCACAUUUCUUCCACCUCAAGUGCCUCCAGAACAAAGGACCCCGCGGCUGCCCCAACUGUCGGCGCUCCUCUGUGAAGCCAGGCUUCGUGGGUUGGAUGCGUUUUAGAAGCGGCCAAGGGGAGCCAAACCGUCUCGACCUUCCGCCGGCCUCUCCUGGUUUCCACCUCUCUACAACCUCCUACUCCUAACCGUCCUCUCUCCCGCCCACGCACACGUUUGUCACGUACCUCGCCAGGUGUCCCCGCUACCAAGCCUCUUCUCCCGCUUAACCCAGUGUUCCUCCGCCUUCCCCCACAGUGACCUGAACUUUCCCCGGUGCCCCCCAACCCUGUCCACCCUGGCGUCUCGAGGUGCCUUGACUCAACUCCUCGGGGCUUGGAGGGACCCUCCAGCUGGCUUCCUUGGGGCCAGGCUGACCAAACUGGACAUGGACUUGAGAUGGCCGUCUUCCCCGAAACGGGGGCCCCCCUCUGCCCAGACCUCCGACCCAGACCCAAGAAGAAUGAUAAUAAUGACCGUGGCAUUUGUGAGGGGCUUACUAUGUGCCAAGCACUGGGAUAAUCCACUGGCCGGGGUAGAUACGAGAUCAUCGGGUCGGAUACAGUCCCUGUUCCACAGUGUUGUGGCUCAGACAAACUCGGAGAACCAGCCCCACUGAAGGAAUGUGAGCCCGUUGAGGACGGGGAUUAUCUCUGUUGCUGAAUUGUAAUAAUAAAAAUAAUAAUGAUGAU